Messenger RNA from Ipomoea triloba (trilobed morning glory), 2823 nucleotides. RefSeq names its product heat shock protein 90-6, mitochondrial. Lineage: Eukaryota; Viridiplantae; Streptophyta; Magnoliopsida; Solanales; Convolvulaceae. Gene Ontology annotation, biological process: protein stabilization; cellular response to heat; protein folding. Gene Ontology annotation, molecular function: ATP binding; ATP-dependent protein folding chaperone; ATP hydrolysis activity. Gene Ontology annotation, cellular component: protein-containing complex; plasma membrane; perinuclear region of cytoplasm. The transcript has 20 exons. The record is from RefSeq and is a predicted model, not a curated record. Bases 168 to 2552 code for a protein of 794 amino acids.
UCCAUCCAGAAGCUUCGUUAAACGCUUAAACCUCGCCUAAAACCCUACCAGUACUUAACCGCCACAUUCAUCCUUCCUUCAUCACUCUCUUCACGCUCGCACCUGAUCGCCUUCUCCUCAUUUUCACAUUUCUACUUACUUUUACCUCGUUUCCGCUUGAAGAAAGUAUGCACAGGCUCUCCAGGCGUUCUCUCUCCGCUGCCCUGCGCGCCGGCGGCUCACGUUACCGGAAUGCAGCUGCUCCGAUUUCAUCCUCCGAUCUCCUCAACCAACCGGCUGGUGAGAAUGAUGCCAAAGUCAGAUGUUAUUCAGCUUUUGCUUUGGAAAGGCACGGUAGCAUGAGAACAGUAAAACCAUUUAAUGCAAGAGGAGGGCUGUUUCUUGGAAGCCGACAUGAGUCAACAUCUGCAGCAUCUGAUAAACAAGGAGCUGUGGCUGAGAAGUAUGAAUAUCAGGCAGAGGUUAGUCGUCUGAUGGAUCUAAUUGUUAACAGCUUGUACAGCAAUAAAGAAGUGUUUCUUAGGGAGCUAAUCAGUAAUGCAAGUGAUGCCCUGGAUAAGUUGAGGUUUCUUGGUGUUACAGAGCCCGAGCUUUUGAAGGAUGCAGUUGAUCUUGACAUCCGUAUACAGACUGAUAAAGAUAAUGGCAUAAUAACAAUCAUAGACACUGGAAUUGGUAUGACUCGCCAGGAACUUGUCGACUGCCUUGGUACUAUUGCUCAGAGUGGAACUGCAAAGUUCUUGAAAGCCUUGAAGGAUAGCAAGGAUGCUGGAGCUGACAGUAAUCUUAUUGGUCAAUUUGGUGUCGGAUUCUAUUCAGCUUUCCUUGUUUCUGAACGGGUUGAAGUCUCAACAAAGAGCCCAAAAUCAGAUAAACAGUAUGUUUGGGAGGGAGAGGCUAAUUCUAGCACCUAUAGCAUUCGGGAGGAGAUUGAUCCUGCCAAACACAUUCCCAGAGGGACUCGCCUCACUUUAUAUCUGAAGAGAGAUGACAAAGGUUUUGCACAUCCAGAAAGAAUAGAGAAACUUGUCAAAAACUAUUCACAGUUUGUUUCAUUCCCUAUAUAUACAUGGCAAGAAAAGGGAUAUACUAAAGAGGUUGAAGUUGAUGAUGAUCAGGCAGAGGCCAAGGCUGAUGGGCAGGAUGAGCCAGCUGAGAAAAAGAAGAAGACCAAGACAGUUGUGGAGAAAUAUUGGGAUUGGGAUCUUACCAAUGAGACUCAGCCAAUAUGGCUUAGAAAUCCAAAGGAAGUUACUACAGAGGAGUAUAAUGAGUUCUACAAGAAGACUUUCAAUGAAUAUUUAGAGCCUCUUGCAUCUUCACAUUUUACAACUGAGGGAGAAGUAGAGUUCAGAUCUGUUCUCUAUGUGCCAUCAGUUUCUCCAAUGGGCAAGGAUGACAUUAUUAAUGCAAAGACAAAAAAUAUCAGGCUCUAUGUGAAACGGGUGUUCAUUUCAAGCGACUUUGAUGGCGAACUGUUCCCACGAUAUCUGAGCUUUGUUAAAGGUGUGGUUGACUCAAAUGAUCUUCCGUUGAAUGUCUCACGGGAAAUCCUUCAAGAGAGUCGCAUUGUUCGUAUUAUGAGGAAACGCUUGGUGAGGAAAGCGUUUGAGAUGAUCCAAGGCAUAGCCUUGAGUGAUAACAGAGAGGACUAUGAGAAGUUCUGGGAGAACUUUGGCAAGUACCUAAAAAUAGGAUGUAUUGAAGAUCGCGAGAAUCAUAAACGUCUUGCUCCAUUGCUGAGAUUUUUCUCUUCUCAAAGUGACGAAGAGAUGAUCAGCCUGGAUGAGUAUGUUGAGAACAUGAAGCCAGAUCAGAAGGAAAUCUAUUAUAUUGCUUCCGAUAGUGUUGCAAGUGCAAAGAACACUCCCUUCCUCGAAAAACUUCUUGAGAAAGAUCUUGAAGUACUUUUCUUAGUUGAUCCCAUUGACGAGGUUGCCAUCCAGAAUCUCAAAUCCUACAAGGAGAAAGACUUUGUUGAUAUUAGCAAAGAAGAUCUUGAUCUGGGUGAUAAGAACGAAGAUCAGGAGAAGGAGAUGAAACAAGAAUUUGGUCCAACUUGUGAUUGGAUUAAGAAACGUUUAGGUGAUAAAGUUGCCAGUGUACAAAUCUCAAAUCGUCUAAGCUCCUCUCCUUGUGUUCUAGUAACUGGAAAGUUUGGUUGGUCUGCCAACAUGGAAAGGCUGAUGAAGGCCCAAAGUGUUGGUGAUACCUCCAGCUUGGCAUUUAUGAAAAGCAGAAGAGUCUUUGAGAUAAAUCCUAACCACCCGAUCAUCAGAACUUUGAAUGAGGCAUCCAAGAAUAGUCCAGAUGAUGAAGAAGCCCUGAGAGCAAUUGAUCUUUUGUAUGACGCAGCUUUGGUCUCUAGUGGUUUCACUCCCGAUAAUCCCGCUGAGCUUGGAGGUAAGAUCUAUGGCAUGAUGAGCAUGGCUCUAUCAGGCAAAUGGGGAGCUUCAGAUGGGUUUCAGCAAUACGCGAACCCCCAAACACAGAUACCCGAAACAGUUGAGGCUGAGGUGGUCGAGCCUGCCCAAGUCAGUAGCCAAAAGUAAACUAAGUAUAUGAUGACCUAGUUGAAGUUUAGCAGUUGGUGGAUUUGAAGCUCUAUCCUAUCCCAAGCCUCACUCUUUAAAGCUUGUUUUUAGUGUGCAUACAAAUUGGAAACGUUCAAAGCCCCCACCGAUUGAUAGAUACUGGCUGUCUUUAGGCUGCUGAGUUUCGGAAAUUUUAUUCCAGCUAUUUAUCUCUACUCUACUCCCAACUCAAUAUGCAAACUGAAACACUUCUGUUGCGAAAUACAAAGUAUUUUCAUAAUCCUUUCCA